Messenger RNA from Dentiscutata erythropus, 174 nucleotides. Lineage: Eukaryota; Fungi; Glomeromycota; Glomeromycetes; Diversisporales; Gigasporaceae. The record is from the annotation of a GenBank genome assembly.
AUGGAUGUAGCUUCUUGUCUAGGGUUUCUUGACUGGCGAAGGGAUGGAAUUAGAGAGAUUAGGUUUGAAAAUUCAGGAGGUAUAUUGGGUUGGAGAUACGUUGUUAGUGCGGGUCUUUUUGGUCGUGGUUAUAUCAAAAUUUUUGCCCUCAGCUUCGAUGUUGCGGUUGAGUAG